This is a messenger RNA of Boeremia exigua, 1909 nucleotides long. RefSeq names its product transmembrane amino acid transporter protein-domain-containing protein. The record is from RefSeq and is a predicted model, not a curated record. Gene Ontology annotation, cellular component: vacuolar membrane. The coding region runs from base 116 to 1543 and encodes 475 amino acids. Gene Ontology annotation, molecular function: amino acid transmembrane transporter activity. The transcript has a single exon. NCBI's taxonomy places the organism in Eukaryota, Fungi, Ascomycota, Dothideomycetes, Pleosporales, Didymellaceae. Gene Ontology annotation, biological process: amino acid transmembrane transport.
CAUCGCCUUGGCCUAGCUCGCCGGUAGAAACUGACCCUCAAAACGAAGUCCUGUCCCCGCCUUUUCGACACGUCAACUUUGUCUCAGUCUCACUUUUGAGCAGCCUUCAUCCAUUAUGCAGGAAGUCCAGAGGUCAUACCCGGAGCGCGGCUACGACGCCAACCCUCCUGUUUACCAUGGGGACGACAUCUCCUCCGAGGGCAAGAAGAGCGACCCCGAGCUCAACAUGCCUCUCGACAAGACCGCCACAGUCCAGGAGGGCUCCGAGAGAUUCAACCAACUGGGAUGGAAGCGUCUCACCAUUUGCCUGAUUGUCGAAGCCAUUGCUCUUGGGUCUCUCAGCAUUCCCAGUGCGUUCGCAAAGCUUGGAAUGGUUGCCGGUGUCAUCAUGUGCGUGGGUCUCGGCCUGAUUGCCAUCUAUACGUCAUACGUCGUCGGUCAGGUCAAGAUGCGCUACCCGCACGUCAAUCACUACUCGGAUGCCGUGCAGCUCAUCUGGGGUCGCUUCGGAUACGAGCUCGUCGGAGUCAUGUUCGCGCUAUUCCUGAUCUUGCUUGUUGGAUCCCACGCUCUGACCGGUACCAUCGCCUUCAUCAACAUCAUCGAUAACUACCAGAUCUGCGCACUAGCAUGGGGCGUGGUUUCACUCAUCAUCCUGCUCCUUCUUGCUCUCCCGCCAUCCUUUGCGGAAUUCGCGAUUCUGGGCUACAUUGAUUUCGUCAGUAUCAUUGUCGCAAUCCUGGUUACUAUUAUCGCGACCGGUGUCCAGGCGCACAACGCGCCUGGUGGCCUUGCCGCGGUUUCAUGGUCUGCAUGGCCCCCGGAGAACACCACAUUCUACGAGGCAUUCUUGGCAACCACCAACAUUGUCUUUGCCUACUCCUUCGCAGUCUGCCAGUUCUCGUUUAUGUCUGAGAUGCACACCCCUAAGGACUACGUCAAGUCCAUCUGGGCGCUUGGUCUGAUUGAGAUCUUCAUCUACACAGUCACAGGAGCUCUCAUCUACGCCUUUGUCGGUGCUGAUGUCAAGUCUCCUGCUCUGCUUUCCGCAGGUGAUACCGUGUCCCGCAUUGCUUUUGGUAUUGCUCUGCCUGUCAUCUUCAUCUCCGGAUCGAUCAACGGUACGGUUGUCGGCAGGUACAUUAUGGACCGCGCGUUCCCCAACUCGCCUAUCCGCUACGUCAAGGGUGCUCGCGGCUGGGGCGUCUGGUUUUGCCUGAUCACUAUUAUCACGGUCAUUGGCUGGAUUAUCGCCGAGGCCAUCCCCUUCUUUAACGCGCUCCUCGGUCUCAUUUCCUCCCUGUUCAUCUCAGGUUUCACCUUCUACUUCCCCGCGCUGUUCUGGUUCCAACUUGUCAGGGAAGGCGGCUGCUUCUCUAGCCGCAAGAACAUUGCGCUGACUUUCCUCAACGCCGGUGUACUCAUCAUCGGUAUCGUUAUCCUUGGUGCUGGUACCUACGCUUCGGUCGAGGACAUCAUUCACCAGUACAGCGGCGGCAAUGUUCGCAGCGCGUUUACCUGCUCCGCUGUGUCUUACACAUAAAGCAUGAUUAUGAGCAUUUAGCACGGCGUUUGUUAUUUAUAUAUCAGUCUGGAUAGACGAUGCAAUGAGUCUGGGUAAUGUCUGCAAGAUACCAGCAUGUACUAUUUUAUGAUCUACAAAUCGAAUCAUGAUCUCAUCCAAGUUCCAAAAUGAGCUCUAUACACAGUGAGACCUUUAACUGACUCAGCAAUGGCUGCAGGUGGUGCGCCCUCAACAAUCUAAACCUUGAAACGCAGCACAUUUCACGCGGAAAGUUAGCUGCUCAAACGGACGUUCACACAUCAUCGAUGUAAUCUUCCGCCCUGCCACUUCUCAAACAAUUCUUUCCAACAGGAUUCCCGGCACAAUCCUCCCAAACACCGCUCU